This is a messenger RNA of Chaetomium globosum CBS 148.51, 1323 nucleotides long. RefSeq lists its product as uncharacterized. The transcript has a single exon. The coding region runs from base 1 to 1323 and encodes 440 amino acids. The record is from RefSeq and is a predicted model, not a curated record. NCBI's taxonomy places the organism in Eukaryota, Fungi, Ascomycota, Sordariomycetes, Sordariales, Chaetomiaceae.
AUGAAGUCAACCUCCCUAUUCAGCGCUGUUCUGCUGGGGGCAACGGUAGCCUCAAGCUCCAUUCUCUCCCGCGACCCUGGGCCAUCCUCUUCCAUCUCGCCAAAGGAGCCGGAGGAUCCCGUCAUCCCUUUGAGCACGGAUGAAAGCUUCCAUUUCGAGCUGCUCUUCACCCUCGGAAGCACCAUAUUCGGGGCUGGCGACGUCAACGACGUUUUGGCCGCAGCGAAAGACAUCAAGGCCGGGAAUUUCACCAACUGGCUUGAGACUUUCCACGCGUUGGCUGAAUACACCAAGAAGCAGGCCGAGGAUCCGGACAAUGCGUACGAUUCAUUGAACGUCCGGGAAGCGUGGUUCGCCGCAUCGAGCUACUACCGCCAGGCCGACUUCUACAACCAUGCGAACUGGACGGACCCUCGUAUUAAUAGCUUUUGGCUCGAGCAACGCGCUGCCUUUGACAAGGCGCUUGCUGCACUGCCCGUUCCUGGCGAACGUAUCCAGAUCCCGACUGAUAACUUCACCGUUGAAGCAAUCUGGUACACAGCCGCAGCCGACAGGGUCAAACGGCCGACCUUGAUUAUCGGCAACGGAUACGACGCCAGCCAGGAAGAUUCCUACCACUCGUUCGUCGUACCAGCCUUGGCCCGCGGCUGGAAUGUCAUUACCUACGAAGGACCAGGGCAGCCCACGGUUCGCCGCAAUGAUGACAUUGGUUUCAUCCCCGAUUGGGAGAAGGUUCUCACGCCAGUUAUCGACGAGUUGAUGAAGCGCAAAGGCUGCUUCGUCGAUAAAGACCGGCUGGUCCUUGUUGGCAUUUCAAUGGGUGGCUAUCUGGCCGCUCGUGCCGCCGCGUUUGAGCCUCGAAUCAAGGCCCUUAUUCUCAAUGGCGGCGUGUGGGAUGUCUACGAGGGAUACGCUGGUCAGCUGACCUCGGAGCUGAAGGAACUUCAUGCUGCGGGCAAGCAAGAGGAAUUUGACCAGACUGUCUUGCCGCUCUUGGAUAGCCCACAGGUGCCUACACUCAUGCGCUGGGGUCUAGGACACGGCCUGUGGUGCUUCAAACAGCAUUCCCCGUACCUGUGGCUCGAAUCGCUCAAGCAGUACACUCUCAAGGACGUUAUUGAGAAGAUCAAAGUACCCGUCCUUGUCGUCGAUUCCGAGUUCGAGGGGUUUUUCGCUGGUCAGCCGGAGGUUGUCAAGGACGCACUCGGCGAUAAUGCAACUUACAUGUUCUUCAAGGGAACAGCUGGAUAUCACGUCCAAGUUGGAGCUGCGCAGGAGUGGAACAGGUACCAGUUUGCCUGGCUGAACAAAACACUAAAGUGA